This is a messenger RNA of Vespa velutina, 1938 nucleotides long. RefSeq names its product 4-hydroxybenzoate polyprenyltransferase, mitochondrial (gene Coq2). Lineage: Eukaryota; Metazoa; Arthropoda; Insecta; Hymenoptera; Vespidae. The transcript is spliced from 7 exons. The coding region runs from base 623 to 1807 and encodes 394 amino acids. Gene Ontology annotation, biological process: ubiquinone biosynthetic process. The record is from RefSeq and is a predicted model, not a curated record. Gene Ontology annotation, cellular component: mitochondrial inner membrane.
CGCUGCAGAGAGAGCAGCGCUAUUAUCUCCUCUAUAUACAUAUAUAUAAUCAUACAUACAUAUACACACACACAUAUAUAUAUAUAUGUAUGUAUGUAUGUAUGUAUGUAUGUAUGAUUAUAUAUGUAUAUGUGUGUGUAAAUCUAUCUCUAUUGCUCUCUACUUUUUUGUACCUCUUUAUGUGUGCACAUAUAUGUUAUACAUAAGUUGUUAACUCAUUGGCUAGUGACAAGAUCAAGAAUGAUACGAGUGUAAACUCUCUCGUAUAUACGUAGAUUUUUACGAUACGUAGAAAUAUUUUAUCGGGAAAUAAAAUUAUUGCAGACAAAUUUUCUCCGACAAAUUCUUCAAUUUUCAUCGUUCUCUUACAAUUAACAACGAUUAUUUUAUGCGAUCAAUGAUAUAGUAGCACAUGCAGCAGCCUUACCUGGCCAAACAUGAUUACAUUCAGUAUUUGACGAUGAUACAUGCCAACAAUGUGAUUAGACACUUUUUCAAAUAAAUAGACUUAGAAAUAGAUAUGCAAUAUAUGUCAUUAUUGUUAUCACGUAUUGAGAUAAAUCGUUGACAUUAUAAUAGAAUCUAUAAUUUGAGAAGAUUUAAAAAGAUAAAAUAUAAAACCAUGUUAUUAAUAAGAAGUGGUCAAAAACUGGGCGCAUUUUAUGGAUUGUCAACGUAUAUUAAUAACUCUAAUGAAAAAAAGAUCAAGAUAACUUUAAGCAGUUUAUGUUCCUUUAAGAAUUUUAAUACUUUAUCCUCUGUCAAAAUUAAGUACAAAUAUAAAAUACAAUUUGACAUAGGCGAUAAUGUUAAACCUUUGUUAGGAUUACCUACAUUGUGUUAUAUUAAUUUAUCCAAUUGUCAGGAGAGAAGAUAUUCGAGAUUAGCGGCGAGAAUAUUGAAUAAUUCUUCUCCAAAAAUACAACCAUACAUGAGGCUUAUGAGAAUAGAUAAACCUAUAGGAUCAUGGUUGUUAUUUUGGCCUUGCGGCUGGAGUAUAGCUAUGGCGGCAUCUCCAGCUUCUUUACCAGAUCUUAAAUUAUUGACGCUAUUUGGAAUAGGUGCAUUUAUAAUGCGAGGCGCUGGUUGUACCAUAAAUGAUAUGUGGGAUAGUGAUAUCGACAAAAUGGUAGCGAGAACAAACGAUAGACCUUUGGCUACUGGACAAAUUACGUAUUUACAGUCGUUAAUUUUUCUUGGAGGACAAUUGAGUUUAGGUUUACUUGUCCUAUUACAAUUGAACUGGUAUAGCGUUUUACUUGGUGCAAGUUCUUUAGGCUUGGUAAUAAUUUAUCCUUUAAUGAAAAGAGUAACGUAUUGGCCUCAAUUUAUAUUGGGUAUGACCUUCAAUUGGGGAGCUCUCUUAGGAUGGUCAGCGGUGCGAGGAUCAUGCGAUUGGUCUAUAUGCUUACCACUUUAUGUCAGUGGAAUUUGUUGGACUAUCAUAUAUGAUACCAUUUAUGCCCAUCAAGACAAGGCGGAUGAUCUACUGUUAAACAUUAAAUCGACCGCAUUGAAGUUUGGAGACAAAACGCAACUUUAUUUGUCUGCCUUUGGUGUAUCUAUGAUAGCAGGAUUACUAACGUCUGGUAUUGUAACUGCGCAAACUUGGCCAUAUUACGUAGCAGUAGGAUUAACUGGAAAACAUCUCGUCAGUCAGAUAAAUACUUUGGAUAUCAAUAAUCCUAAUGAUUGUGCUCAUAAAUUUGUAUCUAAUCAGAGAAUAGGUAUGAUCAUUUUUGUAGGCAUUAUUUUGAGUAAUCUAUUGAAAGAUCCUCGAAAGAAACAAGAUGAAGAAAAUAAAUAGUAUAGGGAGAAAGAUUGUAUAAAAGAAAUAUACGGGUUUUUAGAGUGCCAUUGAUGAGUUUUAGUUAAUUUAUAGUUCUCUGAUAUAAGUUAUUUUAUCUGAGAAAGAAAAUACACAAUACUUGCAUAUUA